UCGAAUUUGCAAAUCUUGGAGGAUUGGCCUAUUUGUUGGACAACAUAUCGUUAUUCUUCCACUUCAUCUUUCAGUAUUGAGUAAAAUCAGGUAACAAUGUCUGAGAAGAAAUGUCCCGCAGCUGGUAGCAGCCCUUUCCGUAAUUGGCAGAGACCAGACCUGCCCAGUAAAUGCACAUACUACGAGGCUAAGUCCAUGAAAGACUCCCCUCACAACCACAAGGAGUUAAAACCCAAACCAAAGAUAAUGCCCAAUGUCCUGUACAAUAUUGGUAACACUCCACUGGUGAGAAUCAACAGAAUAACAAAGGAAGAAGAUGUCCAGUGUGAUAUUUAUGCUAAGUGUGAAUUUUUCAAUGCUGGUGGGAGUGUGAAGGACAGGAUAGGACUGAGGAUGAUAGAGGAUGCUGAGGCAGCAGGUCACCUAAAACCCGGGGACGUCCUCAUAGAGCCAACCUCAGGCAACACAGGUAUUGGUAUUGCCUUGGCCGCUGCUGUGAAAGGAUAUAGAUGCAUAAUUGUGAUGCCUGAAAAAAUGAGUAUGGAAAAGGUUGAUGUCUUGCGAGCUCUUGGUGCCGAAAUUGUGAGAACUCCCACCAGUGCCGCCUUUGAUUCCCCGGAGUCUCACAUUGGGGUGGCUAAAAGACUGAUGGAGGAAAUUCCCAACUCACACAUUCUUGAUCAGUAUCGUAAUGCAAGCAAUCCCCUGGCUCACUUUGAUGGCACUGCUGAGGAAAUUCUCCAGUCUUGUGAUGACAGAGUAGAUAUGGUGGUAGUGGGUGCUGGUACAGGUGGAACUCUCACUGGAGUCGCACGUAAAAUAAAGCUCAGAUGUCCCAACUGUAAAGUCAUUGGUUUAGAUCCAGAGGGGUCUGUUAUUGCAGAACCAGAGUCCCUGAACAAGUUAGACACCACAUUCUACGAGGUGGAGGGUGUGGGGUAUGAUUUUAUCCCCACCGUGUGUGACAGAAAGCUGGUUGAUAAAUGGUACAAGUCCAAUGAUAAGGAAUCUUUCAUCAUGGCUAGACGAAUGAUAAGGGAGGAAGGGCUACUUUGUGGUGGGAGCUCUGGUUCAGCAAUGUCUAUUGCCAUUAAGGCAGCGAAGGACUUUGGGCUGAAGGAGGGACAGAGAUGUGUGGUGAUUCUGCCCGACUCCAUCAGGAACUAUAUGACCAAGUUUCUGAGUGAUGAUUGGAUGAGUCAGAGGGAAUUCCUUGAGUCCAGCAAAUUAACAAAGGAUGCAGAGGAAUGUUCAUAUGGAAAGAACAGGUGGUCCUCAUUAAAUGUGAGUGCUCUUCAGUUAAGAGCUCCUCUGACUGUGACUCCAGCAGUCACGAUCCAGGAGACGCUUGAUCUUCUCAACAAAGAGGGUUUUGACCAAGUGCCAGUAGUGAACGAUGCAGGGGACAUCAUGGGUAUGGUGACAGUUGGUAAUAUGAUGGCUCAGGUCGUGAGGUCAAAGAUCAAACCUUCAGAUCCUGUUUCUAAAGUCAUGUACAAACAAUUUAAAAUGGUAUCCAUGGCAACAAGCUUAGGAGAAAUUUCAAGAAUGCUUGAUACUGACCACUUUGUUUUGGUUGUUCAUGGACAAAGACAAUAUGAAGGUAAUAACUUCAUGUCUAAGAAACAGAUGAUUUUUGGCAUUGCCACAAGGAUAGAUCUGCUAAACUUUAUCACCCAGCACCAGAAACUCGAAAACCAGUGAAGAAAGAAAGCAAGCACAUUUAAUCUGGGACCAUAUGGUACAUUUACUAACAUAUAUAUAAGCCUGUUAAAAUUACUAUGUUUAAUCAAACAGUUAACUGUAUAAACAUGUAUUUUUCUGUUGAAUGAAAUGGAUUUUCUUUUAUUUCUUUGUACAUUUCACAGAAAAGUUAAUUUAUCAGGGCUGUCUUAAGUUUCUCAUAUGUGUUUAUGAAAGCAUUCAAUCUCCCCCCUUUUUGUCAAUUGAUUUGGGUACUGUUUAAUUUCAGUAUGUCAUACCUUGACAUUUAGAUUAUUAUGAUUAUUUGUUUUGAAAAAAAAUUAAAUUGUUACGAUUUUUUAUUUUGAAAAACAAUGUCAAACACUGAUUAUUUUUUUCUAAUGCUUCAUUAAUUGAAAGUCAUUUUUGGACAUGUUGGUGCAUAAACCUAUGUCUUGAAGUGUGAAAAAAAUAAUAUUGGUCGUCUUAUUUAUUAUUAUUGGAAGAAUACCGGUAAUUUUGAUGAAAUUUUAUUAUUAUUUUGUUGCAUGCGAGUAUUUAUGAUAUUCCAGUGUUUCCAAUAAAUUAAAACAUGAUUUGAGAAUUCUCCCAUCUUGUAACAUACUGGGGUAUGUCAGAGUUGGGCAAAAACAGAAAACAAUUUUUUUGCAUUUGCUCCGGCAUCCAUUUUUUUCUGCAUAAAAGCAUCUUAAUUUUAUAUGAAUAUGCCUACAUUACAAGAUUUACUAAUGGUUUGGAAUUAAAGCAUGUUCACCUGACAUGCGUGUACAGAUAAUUUUGCAUGUAUUUAAAUUUGGUUUACAGUAAUGUUUUCACAAUAAAACUAAAAACUCUACAAUCACAUCUUUUCUCAUAAAGAGAUAACCAGUACAAUCAUGACAUCUAAAAACACAAUGCUUGUAAUUUAAAUGCAGCUUUUUUAUUUUAUAUUUAAAUCAUUAAAUCAAAGAUAACUUAAUUGUAAUUUCAUGGAUAUGAAGCUGUGUUCUUUCAAAAAGUCCCAAACAUAUAUCCAUAAGGGCAUUGAUCUCCAUUAUCUACACUACAUGCUUCUUGCUGUUGAACAAAUAAGUGUAUCAUUAACUGUUGUGUAUAAUCUCUGUUUGUUUGAAUAAUGAUGUAAAUGAACAUGCUUGAAUUCUCUGACUGUGGUUAUAGCUUAGCUUUAUCUUUACAUUUUUUUUUACUUAUUUUGGUUGUUGAUUUAUAAAAUAAUGUUGGAGUGCCAAUGGAACUUUUUUUUUUGUUACCUGAAAACAACUUUGAUCUUUUUCUCCAUAUAUGUAUACAAUUUUACUGACUCAAUUUCAUGACAGUUCAUGUUUUCAAGAACAAUUAUGGUUGUUAUUUUUCAAUAUUUUAUGCAUCAAUAUUGCCCAGUAUUUUCAUGUUAUUUAUAAAUGGAAUCUCAUAUUUCAUGAUAUUAAGAAUUAAAACAUAUAGCAAAACAUACGGUAGUACUAAUUUAGU
Saccostrea cuccullata (small rock oyster) is the source of this 3174-nucleotide messenger RNA. Its product is annotated as cystathionine beta-synthase-like. The record is from RefSeq and is a predicted model, not a curated record. Gene Ontology annotation, cellular component: cytoplasm. Lineage: Eukaryota; Metazoa; Mollusca; Bivalvia; Ostreida; Ostreidae. The transcript is spliced from 17 exons. The coding region runs from base 97 to 1704 and encodes 535 amino acids. Gene Ontology annotation, molecular function: cystathionine beta-synthase activity.